Tachysurus vachellii is the source of this 3129-nucleotide messenger RNA. It is a transcript of the gene kif3cb, whose product is annotated as kinesin family member 3Cb. The record is from RefSeq and is a predicted model, not a curated record. Gene Ontology annotation, biological process: microtubule-based movement. NCBI's taxonomy places the organism in Eukaryota, Metazoa, Chordata, Actinopteri, Siluriformes, Bagridae. Bases 280 to 2559 code for a protein of 759 amino acids. The transcript is spliced from 8 exons. Gene Ontology annotation, molecular function: ATP binding; microtubule motor activity; microtubule binding.
UGGGAAGCUGGAUAUCGCGCUCUGUAACAAAUGCCCUUACUAGAGCUUUAAUAGCCUUCUUUUAUUGAGAAUCUGUCUGUUAAGUAAAUCUUUUCCAAGUGAGUGCCAUAUAGGUAUUUAUAUAAACGGAUUAAGCUUUCAUCGUGGGAAAAGAUGCUUGCUGGACUACGUAGGAAGUUGGGCGUUUUUCUUGUGGACGAUCGUUCGCGCUUAGCCUUUUCAACACUUCGUUUACUUAGAAAGGCUUUUUCAUGUAGCGACAGCAUCUAGUAUAGCAAAAUGUCUAAGAGAAACAGUGUGGUGAUGCUGCGGCCGCGGUCCAUGUCGCAGGGUAAAAAAGCGGAGACGGUGAAGGUGGUGGUUCGGUGCCGCCCUCUAAACAAGAAAGAGGAGGCGAUGAGUCAUAAAAGGAUUGUUGAAGUGGAUGUAAAACUGGGCCAGGUAAGCGUCCGGAACCCUAAAGCGGCAGGAACCCUGAACAAGACGUUCACUUUUGACUCUGUCUAUGAUAUGUUUUCAAAACAAAACGACCUGUACGAUUACUCGUGCAAACCUCUCAUCGACUCUGUGCUACUCGGGUUUAAUGGAACGAUAUUUGCCUAUGGUCAAACUGGUACCGGGAAGACAUAUACCAUGCAAGGUCUGUCCAUGGAUCCAGAAAAACGGGGGGUCAUACCAAAUUCUUUUCACCAUAUUUUCACCCAUAUAUCCAGAUCCCAGAACCAGCAGUACUUGGUGAGGGUGUCAUAUCUGGAGAUAUAUCAAGACGAGAUACGGGAUCUCCUUUGCAAGGACAAUAAUAAAAAAAUGGAGCUUAAGGAGAAUCCAGACGUGGGCGUUUAUGUCAAAGACCUGUCAUCUGUUGUCACCAAGAACAUCAAGGAAAUCGAACAUGUGAUGAAUUUGGGAAAUCAGUCCAGGUCUGUUGGGUUUACGAAAAUGAAUGAGCGCAGCUCACGUUCGCAUGCCAUUUUUGUUAUAACCAUCGAAUGCAGCGAGAUGGGCAUUGAUGGCAAGGAGCACAUUCGGGUUGGGAAGUUAAACAUGGUGGACCUGGCUGGCACUGAACGCCAAAGCAAGACAGGCGCCCAGGGCCAGAGAUUUAAAGAAGCUGCCAAAAUAAACUUGUCUCUCUGUGCUCUUGGAAAUGUUAUAUCAGCACUGGUAGAUGGGAAAAAUUCUCACAUCCCAUACAGGGAUUCCAAACUUACACGCCUGCUACAGGACUCUUUAGGAGGGAACUCUAAGACUGUCAUAGUGGCUACAAUAGGACCUACAUCAUGUCACUAUGAAGAAACUCUUGCCACCUUGAGGUUUGCAAACAGAGCAAAAAAUAUCAAAAACAGGCCAAAGAUCAACGAGGAUCCCAAAGAUGCGUUGCUCCGUGAGUUCCAAGAAGAAAUAGCACGUCUAAAGGCGCAGCUAGAGGAACGAGGUAUGUUGGCAAAAGAAAGGAGGAGACGGAGGAACAGUGUAAAGAUGAGGAGAAGCAUGAGUAGUGGAGAGGUGGAGACACCUAGAAACUGUGAGGUGGACAUUGUGGAGAUGGUGAAGGAGGAGAGACCAGAGGAAUACUGGUGGAAGCAGCAGAUGGCUAAGAGCUUUGCCAAUGACAGCCCGGAGUUUCAGAGGAAAUUGGGCGUAUUGGAUGAAAAGUCGCAGACUGUGGAGGAUUUGAUGAAGGAACAACAGAUUAUGGGAAUAAUGAUAGAAAAAUACAAGGUCUUGGAAAGCAAGCUGCUGAUUGGAGGCAAGAACAUCAUUGACCACACCAAUGAGCAGCAGAGAAUGCUAGAGAUAAAGAGACAGGAGAUUGCAGAGCAGGAGAGACAAGAGAGGGAGAUGCAGCAGCUGAUGUUUGAGCAGGAUGAGGAGACAGUGGAACUGAAAGAAACCUACUCAACUCUACAUCAGGAGGUGGAGCUCAAAACCAAAAAGCUUAAGAAGCUGUACAGCAAACUGCAGUUAGUACGAGCUGAGAUUGCUGACAUCAUCGAUGAACAUGUCACAACGAGACAGGAGCUGGAGCAGACAUUAAAUGAGCUGACAAGAGAAAUGAAAUUCAAGAAUCUCAUCAUUGACAAUUUUAUUCCUCCUGAGGAGAAAAACAAGAUCAUAAACCGACUCCAAUUUGACAGUGAGGAAGACCAGUGGAAAGUCUUACCCCUUCUUCCCUCUGAAAACAAUUCUCCUCGCAUUAGACAAAGGCCAACGUCUGCAGUCGGAUACAAGAGGCCAAUCAGCCAAUAUGCACAAGUUGCUGUGGCAACAGGAUCUCCUUCUAGAUACAGGGCAGAAAAUAUCAUGCUUCUGGAGCUAGAUAUGACAUCACCAACUAUGGUACCACUGGACAUUCAAGGGGCAGAGAUGAGGACAAGAAAUCUGCUCUGUGAUUUUGCACAGCACAGGCAAAUGACAACAGCAUCACGCGUCAUGCGGGCCAGAUCAUGGUAUCAAGGACCAAGUCUGCACACUUCUUCAUCAACCAGCUCAGUGGCUGCUGGGUCUCAGGUCCCAAUUUCUGCCAUGGGGGCAUGUGCCAGUGUGCUUCAACCAUGAAGGGUUUUAAAUAUGGUGCUUUUGCCAUGGUGUACAUGCAGGAAAAGCACCACAAGAUUUGUUUGGCUUUUUUUUUUUACCCGCUUAAUCGUGAGAUCAAGCUGCCUUUUCUUGUUGCACAAUAAUUUUUUAUCAGAGCUUUGAAUCAACAAAUUAAGCACAGUUUGCUCUUAUUUGUCUACAUGUGUAUUGUAUAGUCCUUUAAUGUAUUACCUGAAUACAAUCAGUGGCAACAGUAAAUGGAUAUGUUGCAUGAUAAACAAAUGACUUGCAGUCUCAUGAUGCUUACAAGUUAAAUGGCAUAAUAAUCUAAGCACUGAUGAGGAUUUCCUGCAUCUUUACUGACCUCUAAAGGACACAAGGAUACAAGACAUUUCACUUUAACACAUAUAGCACGUCAAGUCAAAUCCAUUGAGCUAUUCUCAGAAAAAAGUGUGAUAAAUGUAUACCCAAUGUUUUUUUAAGGACCUAAAAUACCAAAGGAAAUUAAAUCAACAUUUGAGAAAACCCCACCAAUGAGAAAAGCUCUUAGAAAAAGCAUUUACACCAUCUUUACAUUGAACCACAUUU